Molecule: messenger RNA, 3964 nt
Organism: Chionomys nivalis (European snow vole)
Lineage: Eukaryota; Metazoa; Chordata; Mammalia; Rodentia; Cricetidae
Gene: Rint1
Product: RAD50 interactor 1
Exons: 15
Coding region: 134-2512 (792 amino acids)
Biological process (GO): endoplasmic reticulum to Golgi vesicle-mediated transport; retrograde vesicle-mediated transport, Golgi to endoplasmic reticulum; regulation of ER to Golgi vesicle-mediated transport
Cellular component (GO): Dsl1/NZR complex
Source: RefSeq, a predicted model, not a curated record
GGAAGCCGAGGUGGCGCUCAGUCUGGCCUCCCUGGAGGCUGAUGUGGUUGUUUUGCCCUUCCGUGGGUGCCUUUACCGGACUCUGUAAGGCAGGCUGGCGGCGAAUGGAAUCGAGGACUCGCGCGGAGGCAGGAUGCUUCCAGCUGGCGAGAUAGGCAGGGUGUCGGCAGCCCCGUGCUGCCCCGAAAGCGGUGACGAAAUGAAGAACACAGAGGAGAAAAGUGACAUGAACAUUGCAGCUCUUGUUGGAAGUGAACAACUCAUGCAAGGUAGAGAUGACAAUGAGCUUCCCCUGAAUGUGUCUGCAUUCAUAGAAAAGGAAGUGGGAAGUGACCUGAAAUCUUUAAAGAAACUUGGCAAACUCAUAGAACAGAUGACAGAAAAUAAAAUGAAGUUACAAGAACAGGUACUUGCAAUUUCGUCAGAAAUCCCUAAAAGAAUUCAAUGUGCUUUAAAAGAUGCAGAAGUAUCCAGACAAGUUCUUAGUCAGUUUCUGGAGCAGGAAACUCCUCUCUUCAGCUCCAUCACCAGCCAUUUGCUGACUGCACAGCCCUGGAUGGACGACCUCAGUGCCAUGAUCAGCCAGAUAGAAGAGAUCGAGCAGCAUCUAACGUACCUUAAGUGGGUUUCCCAGAUCGAAGAGCUAAGUGAUAACAUUCAGCAAUACCUGAUGACCAAUAAUGUGCCAGAGGCAGCCUCUAUCCUGGUGACCAUGACAGAAGUUGACAUCAAGCUUCAGGAAUCAUCUUGUACUCAUCUUCUUAGUUUCGUGAGAGCGACAGUUAAAUUCUGGCAUAAAAUUCUCAAGGACAAGCUUACCAGUGAUUUCGAGGAAAUUUUAGCACAGCUCCAUUGGCCGUUCAUCACACACACCCAGUCUCAGACUGUUGGCAUAAGCUGGCCUGCUGGUGCGCCUGAGGUGUAUGGUACCCUGGAGACCCUGUUUUGUCAACUAUUGAAACUUCAAGCCUCAGAUGAAUUAUUAACUGAGCCAAAACAACUCCCAGAAAAAUAUUCUCUUCCUGCAUGCCCUUCUGUGAUCCUGCCCAUCCAGAUCAUGCUGACUCCCCUUCAGAAGAGAUUCAGGUACCACUUCAGAGGAAGCCGGCAGACGAAUGUCAUCAGCAAGCCUGAAUGGUACUUGACUCAGGUACUCAUAUGGAUUGGAAACCAUGCUCACUUUCUGGAUGAGAAGAUUCAGCCAAUAUUGGAUAAAGCAGGCUCUGUAGUAAAUGCCAGGCUUGAGUUUUCCCGGGGCCUUGUGAUGCUCGUUCUUGAGAAGCUGGCUUCCGAUAUACCUUGCGUGCUCUAUGACGACAAUCUCUUCUGCCAUUUGGUGGAUGAGGUGUUGUUGUUUGAGAGGGAGCUGCACAGUGUCCAUGGCUAUCCUAGCACCUUUGCGAGUUGUAUGCACAUUCUGUCAGAGGAAACCUGUUUUCAGAGAUGGCUGACUGUGGAGAGAAAAUUUGCUCUUCAAAAAAUGGACUCAAUGCUUUCAUCAGAGGCUGCUUGGGUAUCUCAAUAUAAAGACAUAACUGAUGUGGAUGAAAUGAAGGUUCCAGACUGUGCAGAAGUUUUUAUGACUUUACUUUUGGUUAUAACUGACAGGUAUAAAAAUCUUCCCACAGCUUCCCGAAAGCUACAGUUCCUGGAAUUACAGAAAGAUCUAGUCGAUGAUUUUAGGAUACGAUUAACGCAGGUCAUGAAAGAAGAGACCAGAGCUUCACUUGACUUCCGGUACUGUGCAAUUCUUAAUGCUGUGAACUACAUCUCAACGGUGCUGGCAGAUUGGGCUGACAAUGUUUUCUUUCUGCAGCUUCAGCAGGCAUCACUGGAGGUCUUUGCAGAGAAUAACGCCCUCAGUAAGCUGCAGCUGGGACAGCUGGCCUCCAUGGAGAGCUCUGUCUUUGAUGACAUGAUUAAUCUCUUGGAGCGUUUAAAGCUUGAUAUGUUGACUCGCCAAGUGGACCAUGUUUUUAGAGAAGUGAAAGAUGCUGCAAAGUUGUAUAAGAAGGAAAGAUGGUUGUCCCUGCCGUCUCAGUCUGAACAGGCAGUGAUGUCCCUGUCCAGCUCAGCCUGCCCACUCUUGCUGACCUUGCGGGAUCAUCUGCUUCAGCUGGAGCAGCAGCUUUGCUUCUCAUUAUUCCGGAUUUUCUGGCAGAUACUUGUAGAGAAGCUGGAUACAUACAUCUAUCAAGAGAUAAUCCUUGCUAAUCAUUUCAACGAAGGAGGAGCAGCCCAGUUGCAGUUCGAUAUGACACGGAAUCUUUUCCCUUUGUUUUCUCACUAUUGCAAGAGACCAGAAAACUACUUUAAACAUGUAAAAGAAGCCUGCAUUGUUCUGAAUUUGAACAUUGGUUCUGCAUUACUCCUGAAAGAUGUCCUGCAGUCAGCUUCCGAGCAUGUUCCUGCUACAGCAGCCUUAAAUGAAGUUGGAAUUUACAAACUGGCUCAGCAAGAUGUUGAGAUUUUGCUCAAUUUGAGGACAAACUGGCCUAACACUGGAAAAUAAUGAAUCUUUAAGAAAAGGGCUAUUUAACAAAGAAAACAGUUGGAUUGAAGUUGUCUGCUAAAAGUUCUGAAUUAACGAAACUGGACAAAUGAAAACUUGGUAGAAUCAUUUAUUAUCUUGAGUUAUGAUAUCACCAAAGCAAUGAACAUGCUUCCUCCGUCCUCCUGCUCCUAAGAAAACAGAACAGAAAACUCAGCUAUGAGAAGCAGAGUAAUUACAAAUUAGAAUUACAGAUAGGCAUGCAGACAUCUGAAGACAGUGUGAGAGCAAAGGCCAGCCAUAACUGACCUCCACUUUGCUAAUCAAGGGGAACUAUUGUAGAAAGCCGAACAUACCCAGUACAUUGUAGAAAUACUAAGUUACGAAUGUAUGUUGAUAAUUGAGGUUCCUGUAUCCAGUUUGGGAUUUUACUAUGUUUAUAUGAGAAAUGCACAGUGAGUUGGGAGUGGUAGAAGACACCUAUAAUUUCAGGAGGAUCGCUGUGUAUUUAAGACUUGCCUGGGCAACAUAGAUUUUGUCUCACCAGAGAAAAACGAAACAAAGCAAACCACACCACCCCCAAACCAACAACACAACAGUUUAUGAGAUGGUGGUUAAGCUAUAGUUGUUCCUAAUUUUCAAUUCUCAUGUCCUUUCAAUUAAAGUAUUUGUUGUAUUUGUGUGUGUGUUCAUGAGCAGGUGCGUGUGUAUUUGUUCAUGUGUGGGAUAUAUAGGUGUGUGUGCAUGCCUGUGGAGGUCAGAGGUCAACCUUGGGUAUUGUUCCCCAAGAUGUCCACCUUGUUUUGGAGACAGGGUCUCUCACUGGGACUUUGGGCAGGCCCAGGGUUCUUCUGUCUCUGCCUCCCCUAGACAGGCAUUACAAGUGUAAACCAUCAUGUCAGGUUUUACAUGGGCUCUAGGAAGUGAACUCUUUAUACUGAUUUGUUAGUGAGUUAACUGUUUAUGCUGACUUGUUAAUGGCAAAUACUUUACUCUUUACCACUAAGCAACUCCUCAGCCCUUCCUGAUUCUAUUUCUUGUAAUAAUGGCAGUAUUUUUCCUCUGGUUGAAACACUUUAGGAUUCAGUAACUGCUUUAGUCAUUUGCCUGUGGUGAUAAUUUUGUAGCUGACGAGAUACAAAUUCUGUGUGUGUGUGUGUGUGUGUAGGUGUGUACGUGAGUGUGUGCACUGGAGGGCAGAGUUGAUGUUGAGUGCCUUCCUCAAUUGCUUCCCACCUUAUUUUUUGAGACAAGGUCUCGGUGAACCUGGAGCUCAUUGAUUCAGCUAGACUGACUGGCCAGUGAGCUUUUCCCAGUGCUGGGGUUACAGACAUGUGUGACUGUGCCCAGUUUUUUAUGUGUAAGAAUUUAAACUCAGGUCUUUAUAGUUGUCCAACAAGCCCUUUGCCAGCUGAGCCAUCUCCCUGACUGGAGACAAAAAUUUUAGAUUUUGUUUUUCCUCUUAACAUUUGG